This is a messenger RNA of Apaloderma vittatum (bar-tailed trogon), 972 nucleotides long. RefSeq names its product vesicle amine transport 1 (gene VAT1). Gene Ontology annotation, molecular function: zinc ion binding; oxidoreductase activity. The transcript has 5 exons. The annotation marks the transcript as partial. The record is from RefSeq and is a predicted model, not a curated record. NCBI's taxonomy places the organism in Eukaryota, Metazoa, Chordata, Aves, Trogoniformes, Trogonidae.
GUUGGCGAUAAGGUGAUGGUCCUGGCUAGGUCAGGGCUCUGGCAAGAAGUUGUGAAUGUGCCAGCCAGUCAGACUUUCCUGAUGCCUGAGGGAAUGAGCUUUGAGGAAGCAGCUGCUCUUCUUGUCAACUACAUCACUGCCUACAUGAUCCUGUUUGACUUUGGAAACUUGAGACCCAACCAGAGUGUCCUUAUCCACAUGGCUGCAGGUGGUGUGGGAACUGCUGCCAUCCAGCUGUGCAAGACUGUAGAAAAUGUCACCAUUUUUGGGACAGCAUCUGCCUCCAAGCAUGAUUCACUCAGGGAGAGUGGAGUCGCUCACCCCAUUGACUACAGAACAAUGGAUUACGCAGAAGAGGUCCGGAAAAUCUCUCCCAAAGGUGUUGACAUUGUCCUGGACCCUCUGGGAGGAUCCGAUACAACCAAAGCGUUCAACCUAUUGAAGCCGAUGGGCAAACUCAUCACUUAUGGUGUAGCAAACCUGCUCACUGGGCAGAAGAAGAACCUCAUGGCUAUGGCUAAAACCUGGUGGAACCAGUUCAGCAUCAAUGCCUUGCAGCUCCUACACCAUAACAAGGCUGUGUGUGGCUACCACCUUGGAUACAUGGAUGAGGAGUUCGAGCUUGUCGGAGGUGUUGUAGCCAAGCUGGUUAACCUUUACAGUCAAGGCAAAAUCAAGCCCAAAAUAGACUCUGUAUGGCCCUUUGAUCAGGUGGCAGAUGCCAUGAGACAGAUGCAGGAGAAGAAGAAUGUUGGAAAAGUCAUCCUGGUUCCUGAAGCACCCAAGGAAGAAUCCAAAAAAGAAGAGAACUAAGAAGAGAUGUGUGCAGAUCAUGAAUUCGUGGUUUAACUCCCUGAUCAAUUUGGAAAUUGGAAAUGGACAGAUCAGUAGCUUCCAUCUUCACCAAUACAAAACCAUCGUGAUUAAAGUUCGGAUGAGGUUUGCAUGCUCUCGUUGUGACUGACCAUUUGC